CAGCAGAGCCACAAGUCCCGGAGAGAUGUGGCGCAAAGCGUUCUCGCCUUCCACCUUGACAGCGGCGGUGGUGGUGGUGGUGGUGGUGGUGGUGGUGGUGGUGACGGGCGGCGCCGCAAGCGACCACACGUCAUCGUCCAUGUCGGACCUGACGGAGGAGAUCACCUUUUCCUUGCUGGUGAACCAGUUGGCGAUACUGAAGGGCAUGAACGAGUCUUUCUCCCUGUGUGCCUCCCGUGACAGAGACUAUCGCUUGUGGAAGGAGGAGGCGAACCAACAACUGCAGGCUACGGAGGACAGCCUGCGGGGCAUGGCGGAGGACGCGCAGGAGCGGAUGCACAACAUGACGGAGGAAACAAGGGACAGCCUGCGAGGGAUGGUGGAGGACGCGCAGUCCAGAAUGCAGGCAGUGGAGGAGGCGGUGCAGGCACAGCAGCGGGCAGUGGAGGCGCGGCAGCAGGCGGUGAAGGAGGCGGUGGAGACACAGCAGCGGGCGGUGGAGGCGCGGCAGCAGGCGGUGGAGAAGGCGGUGGAGGCACAGCAGCGGGAGGUGGAGGAGAGGAUGGAGGCACAGCAGCAGGCGGUGGAGGCUCGGCAGCAGGCGGUGGAGGAGGCGGUGGAGGAACAGCAGCGGAAGGUGGAGGAGAGGAUGGAGGCACAGCAGCGGGCGGUGGAGGAGGUGGUGGAGGCACAGCAGCGGACAGUGGAGGAGGCGGUGGAGGCACAGCAGAGGGCGGUGGAGGAGUCGGUGAAGGCACAGCAGGAAGCGAUGGAGGCAGUGGAGGCCAGGCUGCAAAACACUAUCAAUAUUCUAAUGCGGCAGGUGGCAUUGCAAGCUCUCCAUAACGACACCGAGCCCUCUCGCUGCGACCCAACAGGCGCUACAAAAGUGCUGCAUGGGGCCAGGGGAACCUUGUACUCCUCCAUAUUCCGCCUAACAUGUAGAUGGCGAGUGGUGCUGCCGGAGGGAACAAGACCUGUCUUCCACUGGGAGUUGCCGGAGGAAGACUGUGCAGGAUGUCGCUGUGGCGAGAUGAGUGUGUUUGAAGUGCGUGAUGGGGUGAGGAACACUGGGUAAGGAGUGUGUGUUUGAACACCUUCCCGACCAACAUAUCCCGAACAGAGUCAAAAGCAACGAAUUCAGUGUACGGAUGUGGAAUGGGCGUCGUGAGGGUGGAGUGGGUGUGCGCUAUCAGGCCGUGCCCAUAAACUGAGACGAGGCUGACAACAAGAGUGUUUCCUUGCAGUAAAUAUCCACACACACCUGAAUUACCUUUAUAUUAUGUUUGUAGUACAUUACUGUAACAUUUGAUUAAUAAAUGAUUGCUUACAAUG
Portunus trituberculatus (swimming crab) is the source of this 1335-nucleotide messenger RNA. RefSeq names its product stress response protein nst1-like. NCBI's taxonomy places the organism in Eukaryota, Metazoa, Arthropoda, Malacostraca, Decapoda, Portunidae. The record is from RefSeq and is a predicted model, not a curated record. The transcript has 5 exons. Bases 26 to 1078 code for a protein of 350 amino acids.